AUGCUUUCAAGGGCGGCACGUCCGGCUCUGAGAGCUGGAGCUGCGGCUAUUCCUGCUCGCGUCGCCAACAAUGGAGCCGGCUACGCUACUCUGCGUGAGAUCGAGGGUCGCCUCAAGUCCAUUCGCAACAUCGAGAAGAUCACCAAGACCAUGAAGAUCGUCGCCUCCACCAAGCUCACCCGUGCCCAACGUGCCAUGAACGACGCCGCCAAGUACGGUCAAACAUCCGGCGAGGUUUUCGUCUCCGCCGAAACAAAGGCUCUCGAGGGUGAGGGCAAGAAGACCCUCUACGUCGUCUGCAGCUCCGACAAGGGUCUCUGUGGUGGUGUUCACUCCGGUCUUGCGCGAUGGAUCCGUCGAACUAUCACCCCUGGCUCCGCCGACCUCGUCCUCAUCGGCGAGAAGGCUCGUGCCCAGCUUUCCCGUACCAACCCCAAGGACAUUGCCCUUACCUUCGCCGGCAUUGGCAAGGACGUCCCCAGCUUCGCCGAUGCUCAGGCCAUCGCCGAUCAGAUCACCCAGCUCCCUGGCGACUACUCCGAGAUCAAGAUCCUCUACAACAAGUUCAUCAACGCCACCAGCUACGAGCCCAACGUUGUCCCCGCUUUCUCCGAGGAGGCUAUCCUUUCCUCCCCCAACUUCUCCGCUUUCGAGGUUGAUGAGGCCCUGAUCGGUAACAUGAGGGAAUAUGCUCUGGCCAACUCUCUCUACUGGGCCCUGGCCGAGGGACACGCCUGCGAGAUCUCUGCCCGAAGAAACGCUAUGGAUAACGCCUCCAAGAACGCUGGUGAGAUGAUCAACAAGUACCAGAUUCUUUUCAACAGAACACGUCAAGCCGUCAUUACCGGAGAGCUGGUCGAGAUUAUCACUGGUGCCACCGCCUCCGAGGAUAUGUAA
Messenger RNA from Truncatella angustata, 897 nucleotides. Its product is annotated as ATPase, F1 complex, gamma subunit domain-containing protein. The coding region runs from base 1 to 897 and encodes 298 amino acids. NCBI's taxonomy places the organism in Eukaryota, Fungi, Ascomycota, Sordariomycetes, Amphisphaeriales, Sporocadaceae. Gene Ontology annotation, biological process: proton motive force-driven ATP synthesis. The transcript is spliced from 3 exons. Gene Ontology annotation, molecular function: proton-transporting ATP synthase activity, rotational mechanism. The record is from RefSeq and is a predicted model, not a curated record.